Messenger RNA from Ruditapes philippinarum (Manila clam), 1522 nucleotides. RefSeq lists its product as uncharacterized. The transcript has 12 exons. Lineage: Eukaryota; Metazoa; Mollusca; Bivalvia; Venerida; Veneridae. Bases 100 to 1428 code for a protein of 442 amino acids. The record is from RefSeq and is a predicted model, not a curated record.
UUUUUGAAAGAGGGAAAAAAGAUUGCAAUUGUGGAUUCCAAUGAGUGUAAAAAGACUAGGCUAUCAUAUGUCAAAUUACUACAGAAAAAGUGUGAACAUAUGUCCAUAGCAGUCGUCAGUAUUUUACCCAAAUAUGGCUGUGAGCAGUUGUUCUGGACACGGGAACAAAGAUUGGCUUCAGAGUCUGCUCUCUUUGAAACAAGAGAUGGCUGUACAUCGGAGAUUUCUGUCAACGACAGUCGACUAACUAAGUGGUUCUCUAAAGAUUCUGACAUGGAGAUAAAGUACAUGCAUGGUAUAGUUGAGAGGCCUUCUGAAUCUGAAGGCUGCACAGUUAUUGAGAAGCAUACUGGAAUUUACACUACGUCUGUCUACAAAUUUGAAGUACCUGUGAUAUUUAUCCAAUGGGAAGUGAUUUGUGAACUAGAGGAUGACAACAGAAGAAUGUCCAAGUUGUCAAAGGCAUUACAUUUGUGGGCAGACAUUAAUAUAUGUGGAAGAAUUAUUGUUGUAUGUGAUGGUUCACAGGUCAAUACUGGUGAAGAAACAAAGAUACAACAACAAGCAAAUAUUGACACAUCUGUCAGCAGCUUGAUAAAACAGUUUACCAGAUGUCCAGUAUAUGUAUACCAUGUUGUGGAUAGGAAGCAAGCUGGCAGUUACAUUGUCCCUCCAAAACCAGGAAUUCUGGCAUUUUUACAGCAGAGGCAUUGUCUAAAUUUACACUCUAGGAGAAGUGUUUACAUGUUUGAGACAUCAUGUCACAUGAAAAUGGCCGAAAAUGCAGGAGUCAGACAUAUUAAGGCUUCAAGAGUGAUAGAUCACCCAUCCUUGCUUAUCUCGAGCCAUGCAGCUGUCACUCCAUCCAUUCCUGAAAUGUUGAAGACACAGAAAAUAUUGCCUGUUCAAUCUAGUGAUAAACUACCGUCUAUACCUCUUGUACAAUUAAAGGAUACAUUUUCCGAGAAGAAAAUUUCACAAAAUUUACAGCAUGGAAGAUGUGAAUAUAUGUAUGCUGCAGAUUUUGAAAUGAUUGAAAGGUAUAGUGAUUCAUAUAUAAAGUCUGUGACUAAAGUAGGAACACCAGGAAGUAAAAUGUCACCCAAGAAGAAAUGCCAUUCUACACCAGAAAAAUCUAGUACCAGUCUCAUUUCUAAUUUAUCUACUGACCAAUCAAGAAUUAACCUUGCAUCACGUGACCUUCCUAAAUGGAUGAUAAAAAAAGACAGAAGUCAAGGUUCAAGGUCAUCUGAAGAUAACAACCAAUCAGAAUGUGGAAAACAAAAACUUGAAAAAAUCAGGAAAACAAUGUAUGUGAUGACAGAAAAAGAAUUGGUUGAGGUAGCAUGUGAUAUUCUUAAACAGGUGCAGGAAAUAUUGAUAACAUGUUGGUCUUUCACAUUCAGUUUUAUGUUGUCAUCAUUAUAAAACCUGAUAUAACUUUAUCAUAUUUUAUAAAACACUGCAAGAAUUCAUGUGACACUUGACACAUUCUCUUUUACUCCAUAACUUACCUUUUACU